ACAACUCAAAAGGUAUUAAAAUGGUUUUGUGUGAUUCCAUCUGACCCAUCGACUAGCAAUUGGAAGAGAUGCAUCCAUUUUGCAUUACCAUGCACAACAUUAGCCUGCAAUUUGACUGUAAUCGGAUCGAGUAUUGCAUUUUGUAUAAAGUACAUGUCGGUUGAAAAUUGUUUAUACGCAUUAUUUCAAAUCACGGCGGCUUUGCCAAUGACCAAUGCCAUCAUUGCUACGUAUUGUUUGAGACAACGAAUUACUGCCAUAUUCAAACGAUUAUCGACAAUUUAUGAAACAAUUGUCAGCAAAGAAGCGUUUGAAUUUUUUGUCAAAGCAAACGAAACAAGUGAAUGGAUGUGGAACAUUUGCUUUAAAUUUUAUAUGGGUGGAUUUUUCGCUAACACCAUAUCAAUGACCGUUGGCUCUGUUGCAGUUUGCUGGUAUACGAAAGGCGUCGUUGAUACCAAAUAUCUUCUGCAUGCGUAUAAAUUUAUCUUACCUUUGGAUAUUUCGGCGAAGUAUGCUAUGACCUUCUCGUUACCGAGCCCUAUAUGCUUCUAAACGCUUCGUUGCUGUUGACCUUCAUUUCGAUAUGCUUGCACAAUCAGGCAUUCUAUGGAAUAUUCCAACGUUCAGUAGACGUAUUGAAUCAACUGAACGGAGAUCAAAAUGCCAAAAAUUCCAUCCGCAAUUUGAUUAUUUACCAUAACAUGGUCAAAGAUUGGUUUUUAGAGACCUCGGAUGUAUAUGGCGUUUAUAUUUUGGCUCAGUUGGUAUUCAGUAUGCUGUUUUUGGCGUGCGUCGUGUUCCAAUUGGAUUUGGAGUUUCAACACAUCGACUUCAACAUCCUCACCCUUUUAAUGGCUGCCACGAUUAGUGGAUUGAAUCUGUUCCUUUACUGUUAUUACGGUAAAUUAGCAACUGAAAGUUUUCUGAGCAUGGGUGACUGCCUAUAUGAAUCGAACUGGCAAGACUUACCCAUUCAAUUACAACAGCACUUACGCUUUAUGAUCAAUUAUAUGCAGUUGCCAAUUUAUUAUCGAGGUUGGAAUCUUAAAAUUGCUACUUUGAAUUUGGAAACAUUCAUCACGUUAAUCAAAACGGUGGUAACCAAUUAUAUGAUGUUCAAAACCAUUACAGCUGACUCGACAAAUUCGCAAUUUUGCAAAUAGACUUCUUCACGAAUUUUUUUUU
Molecule: messenger RNA, 1188 nt
Organism: Sitodiplosis mosellana (orange wheat blossom midge)
Lineage: Eukaryota; Metazoa; Arthropoda; Insecta; Diptera; Cecidomyiidae
Product: odorant receptor 82a-like
Exons: 6
Coding region: 546-1166 (206 amino acids)
Biological process (GO): detection of chemical stimulus involved in sensory perception of smell; sensory perception of smell
Cellular component (GO): plasma membrane
Molecular function (GO): odorant binding; olfactory receptor activity
Source: RefSeq, a predicted model, not a curated record